AGUGUGUGUGAGGGAGAAGAGGAAAGCCGUCAGUAGAAUGGAUAUGUGCCCUCUCUUCUCCACCCUUUCUUCUCCUUCUCCUUUUCCUUCUUCUCUGUCUGUCUUCACCUUCCUCUGCCAGCGCUGUACCCUGGGCACCCUCAGUGCCAGCCCUCGGGGAAAAGGAGACUCGCCGGUUGGACAGGCGGCUGAAAACUGAACUUCAAUGUCAGCGGGGGAUCAGAAGAAUGGUGGUGACAAACCAGAAGACACGCUGCCAGUGGCUGACGUGUGGCCAGAGGUGGAGAGGGCCGAGUGUUUAGCCCGUGGUGCUGCCCUGAAGUGGGCGUCAGGUGUUUUCUGUCGACCCGAGAAUCUGGAACGCCUGAGCCAGUACAGGAAGCGAGAGAGCCAGAGGACCGCCUCCAUACACAGCAGACUCAAGUCCAUGGUGCAGUCGUAUCUGGAGGGGGUAGGCUGGGGUCUGGAGCAGCUGCGGGAGGCCAGGGCCGAGCUGAAGGAGGUGUCACACGCUUUAAAGAAAUCAGGACUGGAGUCCAAUCAAAACACAGAGGGAGUGAAGUCCCUGGAGAGGCUGAGAGAAGUGUCGGUCAACCACCGUCAGCUCCUCGCUGCUGUCAGCAACCUGCCACGACUUUACUCCGUGCGUAGCAUGGUGUUGGAGACUGAGCGUCUGGUGGAGUCCCGGCGGCUCCUAGAGGCCCACGCCCGGCUGAUGGAUCUGGAGCACUGGCAGGACGACAUCCUCUGGCAGCUCCACGGGGCAGCAGGAAGUUCACUCAGCGCAGAGGACCAGGAGCUGGUGGCCAAAUAUUUCUCUGGUGUCGGGCAGCUGGUGGACGCCCUCGGUAAGGAGCUUUGGGCGGUGGUGAGCAGUGCUCUGGCUCUGGCCAGACAAAACCCCACACCAUUUGUAUCAGCGGUGAGGAUAGUGGAGCGAGAGGAGGCCCUGGACCGAGCUUUACUGGAGGAGAGAGGUGGGACCCGAGGCAACAUUAGACCCCUGCCCCCGGGACGGCCUCGCUGCUGGAGAGCAUGCUUCUUCCAGGUACUAGAGGAGGCGGUUUCUGCGCGGUUUCGCAGCGUUUCCUACCUGCACACGCGUGGGCCAGGUCUGGCAGGGCACCUCUCUGCUCUCCAGCACGGUAUCAUGGCCGACCUGGCCACCGUACGGCACUUGCUGGAGCACUGUGUCCCGCCACACUACCAUCUGACAGGAGCCUACCUGAGGGCCAGCCACCACUGUUUACAUGCUCACCUGGCACAGGUUAGCAGCUGGGACCUGGAGAGUGGUGAAAUCUUUGCUGUGCUCAACUGGGUGCUGCACAUCUACAACAGCCCAGACAUGAUGGGUGACCCAGAGCUGGUGGCUGAGCUGGAGAAACAAGAACUAGGACCUCUCAUCUCCACAGAGGGACUGGAUCAGCUGCAGAACAAAUAUGUGCAGAGUGUUCGGAAGAGUGUAUCAGAGUGGAUGCACAAAGCUCUACAGGUGGAGCUGCAAGACUGGCAGAGAGACCAGGAGCCAGAUACAGACCACGAAGGUUUCUACCAAACCAGCCUGCCCACCAUCAUCACACAGAUGCUGGAGGAGAAUGCCCGGGUGGCUCUGAUGAUCGGAGAAUCCCUACGAGAUCAGACUAUACAGAUGGGACUGUAUGAGAUGGAGAACCUUCUGAACAGGUUUCGGGAAGCUCUGGUGGAAUUUGGGAAGGAGCAUCGCAGGGAUCCGAGCAACAACAAAAACAAGUUCUACCUCCACUAUCUGCUGGCCUCCAUCAGCAACUGCAUCAUCCUCAAGAAGUCCACAGAGAGCCUGCAGCAGCAGCAGUCAUCUCGGUCGGCGGGGCAGUUCUCUCGGACUCCUCCCAACCCUCUGGCAGCUCUGGACCGGGCAGUGAGACGGGCGUGUCGCCUGGUGAUGGAUAAGCUCCUGCUGGACCUUCAGCCUUUCCUCCCAGGCCUGCUGACCCGACCCUGGCUGGUCCAGGGAGACCCCACCCCUAAACUCUGCUGUGUCCUGGAGCGUCACCUGGAGCUGUACAGCCGCGUUCGGCCUCCCUGCCAACAGCGUCUGCAGGAGGAGGCCCAGUGGCUGAUGGUGGUGGAGUAUGUCCGGGCUCUGAUGCAGAAGAGGCUGGUGUGUCGCAGUGCAGAGGAGAGGAAACAGCUGGCCCAGCAGAUGAUCCAGGAUGACCAACAGUUUAGAGAAAUCCUCCACGGCCUGGAGGGGGAAGGGUCAGUACCAGAGGUGAAUCCUUUGGCCUUACUACCUGUCCUGGCUGACUUCAUCCGACUGAAAGACCCUGGCAUGCUUACUCUGGAAGUCUCUGGACUCGCAACCAAAUACCCCGACAUCAGUGAAGAGCAUGUGUCUGUGCUGCUGGACAUCCGCGGUGAUGUCUCUAGGGACAUCAGAGGGGCUGUUCUGGACUUGCUGGAGCAGAGCGCCCCCCCUCUGCCUGCAGGCUACCGACCCAUCUUCACCGACAUCCUGGUGCCGCCCUCCACCAUGGCUUUCUGUCUGCCUACUGCAAAGUGCGCAUGACAGGGACUGAAACUCAGAUGUUCGCAUUAAAAAUCCAGAUGGAUCUGGUUCUCAGACCAUCAAGCCUGUCGCUACAAUAAAUUAUGCAAGAGCAAUCAGAAAGAUGCUGGUGAAUCUGUUCCAGUUCUGUUGACGGAUGGCCGGCCUGUGUUCAAGUCUGCCACUCGUUAUUCAUUCAGGGAGCAACAGCCUUGUUUGUUCCUCUGCACCAUCCUGCUUCACACUCACAAUGUUACUCACAUCAUUCAUACUGGGAACUGCCCAGUGCCAUUAUCACUUUCUCCUGUUGUUGCUCCUUAACAGUAUCAGUUGAGUGAGGGGAGAGUGGCAUAUUUUCAUGUCCUUCACCUACAGUUUACCAGGGAUUUGAGCUGGUGACUUGCUGGUCCAGGUCUAACUUCAGCUGAAACUUAUUUGUCUGGUAGACCUCUGGAUCUAUAAGCCACUGUGGCUAAAUUUGGUUACAAUGGCACAACUUAUCAUUUGCCCUAGCCAUUUAUGCUGCAGAUUUAACCAGAGUUGGACAUUUAAACUGCAGUAAGCAGCUUUAAACAACUCAGCAUGAUGCUAUUGUUAAUAACUGAUUUUCCUUGACAGUACUUUCUACAGAACAAGUGGGUCUAGAGAAAUAUUCAUGGGGUGUUCAGUAGGUGGCAUGGAAACUUUAAGUGGUGACAGAAAUAUAUGCUGAUUUAAUCACAAACAUUCACACAUAUAAAUAUUUGCUUGGAAAAGCCCCCAAAACAAUAUAUAUGCACUCACACAUUACAUUGUUGUGGCACAGUAGUAUUGAAUGUCUUCAGACAUUUUUUUUUCAGAUCUUUAUUCAUUGAACCAAUCAUGAAGCCUAUCACUUAGUCAAAAUGUGGCCAUAACAUAUCAUUAUUGUUAUUAUUUUUUUAAUUAUUCUAAAUAAAUGACUUAAAUUUGACAGCAUACUGGGGUGGCAGUGUUUAUAUCACCAUCAGCAGAAUUCCUCUCACCUUCAUCAUAUUUGGGUGGCAGCAAACAUUUUAAAGGCAAAUAUUAUAAAACCUCUGCACACGAAACUGUUUACAUGGCUACAUUGCUACUGAAAAGUUUGGGGAUAUUUUGUGACACUCAUCAUAUAACACAAUAUUAUCAUAUGGACAUAAUUAAUCAGGAACUCGUGACACCUUUCUGAAUCCUGACCAAUAAUUGUUAAACACUACCAGCCACAGACAAGCUUGUGAGAUGUUCAAUGUCUACUCUAAUUUCAUAAAGUGUUCAGCUGAGAAUUUUGAAUUGGCACGUCAAUUUGUGCAUACAAAGCCAGGCUUAUGUCAGUGGUUAGAAAAAAAAACUAAUUUCUGGUAUGGUCAGUGAAAAGUCAAGCAAUUGUCACAGCAUGAAAAACAAAUAUUGGCAGUCCACAAAGCAUCUCAAUAGUUGCAGUAUGUCACAGAUAUGUCAGUUACAAAAAACGGUAUAUGACUUUUACAAUAUAAGAAUUGUUUUAUUAAAGCAUCACCUCAUUACAGUCUGGACUGUAGACUAAACGUGGGUUUUCAGCGAGGCUCCUGGGCUGUGAACCUACAUUAGGAACUUCGGCUGCUAAUUCAAUAAUUUAAAGUCACCUUUUCAUUAACUUCUCUUGAUCAUCAUUUUGUCCAAUUUUAUCUUGCAUUGUUGUUGAUAUUGGAUGUUUUUAAUCAGAUUUUUUCAAAUGUAUUUAUUGUAUUUAUGUAUUAUUUUUCAGCUAUCUCCUUUUGAAUAGUGUUUCCUGUUGCUAUUUCCAAGGAUAUUUCCUUUGUUCUGGUUUAAUGCCAACCUCUAAAGCACAUUGUAAACUCUGUCACAUAAAUGCUUAAAUAAAUGUUUUAUAAAAUAAA
Messenger RNA from Morone saxatilis (striped sea-bass), 4401 nucleotides. RefSeq names its product exocyst complex component 3-like 1 (gene exoc3l1). Bases 206 to 2548 code for a protein of 780 amino acids. Gene Ontology annotation, molecular function: SNARE binding. Gene Ontology annotation, cellular component: exocyst. The transcript is spliced from 15 exons. Gene Ontology annotation, biological process: exocytosis; exocyst localization. Lineage: Eukaryota; Metazoa; Chordata; Actinopteri; Moronidae. The record is from RefSeq and is a predicted model, not a curated record.